This is a messenger RNA of Prorocentrum cordatum, 1864 nucleotides long. The record is from the annotation of a GenBank genome assembly. NCBI's taxonomy places the organism in Eukaryota, Dinophyceae, Prorocentrales, Prorocentraceae.
CGGACGCAGGCGCGGCGCCGGAGCAGGACGCCGCCGCGCCAGAACCCGGACUGCAAGUUCGGCAUGUCGUGCCGCAGGGCCGCCUGCUGGUACAGGCACCCCGACGGCCGCGAGCUGCAGCCGAAGACCGACGGCCUGUCGAGGCUUCACACCACAGAGAAGAAGGGCAACUGCGUCUACGGGAGGAGGUGCAGGCGGCCGGACUGCUGGUUCCAGCACCCCGAGGGCCGAGCCAUCAUCUUCGGCAAGGCCCGCAGCGCGUCCAGCCCCUCCCCGCAGCGCCCGCAGGCGAGGUCCCCCAGCCGGGCGGGGCGGCGCCGGAGCUCCUCGGGGUCGCCGCCGCGGCGCCAGCCCGGCCUGGUGCGGCCCUGCUGGCGCGGGGUGGGCUGCUCCCGCAGGGGCAGGGGCUGCCCUUACGACCACCCGACCGUGCAGUCGGAGUGGCACACUGUCGAGCGGCAGGUGCUGGCCCGGUGCAACAACGGCUACUUCUGCACGCGCCUGCGCUGCAAGUAUCCCAGCACCCAGAAGGGCGCGUGGGGCCGGCGCCGCAGUGCAACGGCACCGUCAGCACGCGCCGAGUGUCCCGGUCGCCCUCGCGGGCUCCCGGGGGCCCCCCGCAGGACGCGCCCGAGGGCGCGGAGGGGGGCAGGGCCAGCAGCGCCCGCUCGGAGUCCGGAGGGCGGCCCGAGGGGGCGGGGAAGAAGAAGAGGAAGAGCAAAACGAAGAAGGAGGAGAAGAAGGAGAAGAAGGCCGAGCGAAAGGCGAAGAAGGCCACCAAGAGGGAGAGGACGAGCCGCGGCCGCGCGUCGCGGGCGCGCAGCUCCUCCGCCGGCAGCCGCAGCGGCGCGGCGCCCGACCGCAGCUGGCGCUCGGCCAGCCGCCCAGCGCGGCGCCCGUCGGCCAGCCGCUCGGCGCGGCGCUCGGCGCUCGGCGCCGCGCGGCCCUCCCCGGAGGCCGCCCGGCCGCGCUCGGCCGGAUCGAGGUCGGCAUCUGGAACGACGGGGAGUUCGGGGUCGGCAGGCGCGUCAUCCGGAUCGCCCGUGCGAUCUGGGAGGAUGCCAGGUUCCAGGAGAACGGCGGGAAGACGCAGGUGAGGGGGAAGGGCAUCGGCGGGAAGUUCGAGGCCGACGAGCCACUGUCCCUGUGCAUCUGGUGCCACGACGAGGCCCUCUUCGACAAGGCAGUGGGGGUCGCCCAGGCCGAGCUCCGGAAGGUCCGCAGGGACUACAGGACCCACUGCGCCUACGCCUACGCGGGGCAGAUGGUCCCCGGCGCGGAGCCCGCGCUGGGGGCGCCGGCGGCGGGCCGCGGGGCUGGCGGGAGCGGCAGCUCCGGGGCCGCGGCCCAGGAGGCCUUGCGCUCGGGCGUCGAGGCCCGUCCAGCACCAGCACCAUCCGUACACGCUCAGAUGCAGAAGGCCCACGAUGAUGUUCAGCAGUGGGAGCACAAGGCCGAGAUGGACUUGCAGCGCCUCGCUCGGGCCAAGGAGCAGGCUCUGGAGUUCGAGAAGGCGCUGCGCGAGUCCUGGGAUCACUUGCAUGCGGCGGAUGAUGUCUUCAAGUUUCCCAUCGCCAAGCUCAAGAGUGAUCAGGAGGCGGAGUCCAAACCUGCACCUCUUCCUGCCAGCAAGCUGGGCGACCUGUUGGCGGGCAAAGUUGACAUGGCUUCUGUCAUCGGCUGCGACGACCUUCUUGAGGAUCUGGUGUCGGCCGAGGUGGAGCUUGAGGGGCGUGCGCUGCUGUGGGUGCUGGGGGCUCUGGGCGUGCUCGGAGGUGCCGGCCUCUGCCGCUUCAGCCGCGGCGGGGUCGGCGCGGGGCGGAAUCCGUGCUUUAGCCGCGAGGGCCUGAUGGGCAGCAGGUGA